CAAGUUGUUGCCUACACUCAAAAAUCACAAAUUAAACAUGAAAAUCGUCAUAUACAACUGGUACGUGAGUAUGGCUUUCAUCCUCGCACAAAAGCCACUGUCGAGGAUGGCGAUGUUCUGCCAAAGAAAUUCGAACCAUUUCCGGAAAAUAUGUAUGGUCGACCAUUGGAGGAAAUUGAUCAAUUUAUAUACGAAGAGACAUUUUGUGUGGUUUCAAAACGAUUUCGGAAAAAUUAUAUACAUCGCUUUACGGGCACAAAAAGUUUAUUUCUAUUUCAUCCCUGGAGUGUGGCGAGACAAAUAUGCGUGUAUAUAGCAACAAAUCAGUAUUUCGAUUAUUGCGUUAUGGCUACAAUAUUGUUUAACUGUAUUUUUUUAGCCAUGACCGAAACAGUCGAAGAAGCUGAAUAUAUCUUCCUAGCGAUUUAUACCAUUGAAAUGGUUAUAAAAAUCAUUGCCAAAGGCUUCCUGCUCAAUAAAUACACAUAUUUGCGCAAUCCUUGGAAUUGGCUGGAUUUUGUGGUCAUAACCAGUGGUUAUGCCACCAUUGGCAUGGAUGUGGGUAACUUGGCCGGGUUGCGUACAUUUCGUGUGUUGAGAGCUUUAAAGACUGUUUCCAUAAUGCCAGGUUUAAAGACUAUUAUUAAUGCACUACUGCACUCAUUUCGUCAGUUGGCCGAGGUCAUGACGCUGACCAUAUUUUGUUUAAUGGUCUUUGCACUAUUUGCACUGCAGGUUUAUAUGGGGGAAUUACGUAAUAAAUGUGUUAAAAAUGUACCCGAUGAGUGGUCGAAUACGUCUGAUCUUGAAUGGAGAUUAUGGAUCAACGAUACUGAAAAUUGGUUGUAUGACGAUGAAGAGCUGCCCAUGUUGUGCGGUAAUUUAACGGGUGCUCGUCAUUGUCCAAUGGGCUAUACGUGCCUGUGUGUGGGCGAAAAUCCCAAUCAUGGUUACACGAAUUUCGAUAAUUUUAUGUGGUCAAUGUUGACCACAUUUCAAUUGAUAACGUUGGACUAUUGGGAGAAUGUGUACAAUAUGGUGUUGGCCACGUCGGGACCAAUGAGUGUGUCAUUUUUUACAGUGGUUGUGUUUUUUGGUUCAUUUUAUUUAAUUAAUCUAAUGUUAGCCGUAGUCGCUCUAAGUUACGAGGAAGAAGCCGAAAUAACGAAUGAAGAACGUAAAAAAGACUUAUUGGAUCAUCGAGAUGAUUCGACAUUUAGCUUCGACCCGUCCGUUCUCAACGUUAAAAAACUGAAUAAAGGUAAUAAUAAAAAGAAAAUCGAUUCGCGCAAGGGUGUAUUAUUGGCCUCCUACAGUAAAAAGAAGACUCGCAGAAAAAAGCCCACCAAAGGUACGGGCAAAGAAGGCGGCAACGCUACGGACAGUAAUGGCAAUGGAACGCAUCACAGUAAAAAUGAUUCACUCACGCCAACACCCAGUCCCAGUCCACGUCACAGCAGCUGUGAACGUCCUACCGAUUUAGCCUUGAAAUGUGAACAUACGGACGAACAGACUUCACACAAAGACACACAACAGCAGCAACAAAUUCGCCAAUCGCGCAUUUGUUUUCAAGACGAUAUAGAAAAGAAUCCCAAUAUGUUGUAUCCAUCACAUCCCCUGAUGCCCAGUCGCCAGGCUAGUUCGAAUUCGAGCGGUGUGAAUCGUGAGUCGUCACAAGACGAUUCGGGCGUUGUGGAUGAUCAUGAGGAUCAUGAUGAACAGGAUAUAACGGCUUCCGAAGUGGUUAAUGUAUCGGCGGCCGAUACACAAAACGAUCAUACGACUGUAACGUUGGCGCUGUCGCCGCGUGAGGUGCGUUUGAUAAAGUGCAAUGGUAAUAUAGCGCGCAUUAAAAAGCAUAAUAUUUAUGCUUUACAUCCGGAAUAUUCUUCCGAAAUUGUUGUAAUCGAUGAUCUUCCUGAUCGCAAUUGUGAUAGAUGUGUUCAAUGUUGCAUUGACUACGAGGGUUGGUUGCAAUUUCAAAAUUGCCUCUACAAAGUUGUAAGAGAUCCAUUAUUUGAAUUGGCCAUAACGCUGUGCAUUGUAUUGAAUACAGCAUUUUUAGCCAUGGAACAUCAUGGCAUGAGUGAGAGUUUUCGCAAUGCCUUGGAUGUGGGGAAUAAGGUUUUCACUUCCAUUUUCACCUUUGAGUGUAUCAUUAAAUUGAUGGCCCUGUCCAAAGAGUUUUUUCUUUGCGGCUGGAAUAUUUUCGAUUUAAUUAUUGUUACGGCUUCCUUGUUGGACAUUAUAUUUGAGCUGGUCGAUGGUUUAAGUGUUUUAAGGGGCUUGAGAUUGUUAAGGGUCCUUAAACUGGCUCAAUCUUGGACUACUAUGAAAGUAUUAUUGAGCAUUAUUAUUUCGACAAUUGGUGCUUUGGGUAAUCUGACAUUGAUAUUGGUCAUUGUCAUUUAUAUAUUUGCCGUUAUUGGUAUGCAACUAUUUUCAAAAGACUAUACCCCAGAGAAGUUCGAACCAGAUCCAGUGCCAAGAUGGAAUUUCAAUGAUUUUUUCCAUUCAUUUAUGAUGAUUUUUCGUAUCUUAUGCGGAGAGUGGAUAGAACCUCUAUGGGAUUGCAUGAGAGCUGAAGAAGAGCAAGGUGCCUCCUCCUGCUUUGCCAUUUUUCUACCCACUUUGGUGAUGGGCAAUUUUAUGGUUUUAAAUUUGUUCUUGGCCUUGUUGCUCAAUAGUUUUAAUUCCGAGGAACUCAAGUCCAAAAAAGAGAUUUUCAAGAAAAAGGAAGUAGGCGAAGAAUCGAAAUUAGCCCGUAGCAUAGAGAGAGUACGUGACUUGAUACGUAAAAAACGUCAAGAACGUAAGGAACGCAAAGAACGUAAAUAUGCUACGAAAUUUCAGCAGAUCGUCAUCGAAGCCCAACAAGCAGCCGCAGCAGCUACAAUCGAUAAGCCGGGACUAAUAUCGGAAACAAAAUUCCAUAGACUGAGCUAUCAGGAAUCUAUGAAUCGCCCAGUUUCCGGUUCCGAUUUUGGCUAUCAAAUACCUUUGAAAGGUAGUCUGCACACGAUUGCGGAUGGUGUCGAAACGGAAGAUGAUAAAAAAUCAUAUUCUUCACAACAAUUAUCACACUCAAUGCUGAGCGGUGGUGGGUCACAACAGCAUCACCAGCACCAACAGCCAGCAUUACAGUUGCUGUAUCAACAGCAGCAACCUGCAAUGCCAUCAUUUGAUGGCACUGUUGCCAGCUCCUGCCAAUUAGACAAUAAUAGCUUAAAUCCUCAAGUAGAUCGUCGUUUACAACAUCAAAUGUCUUCCGGAUUUGGUACCCAGCCAAAUGAUUCACGCGAUGAGCCCACAACCUACACCGAAUCGAUAGAACUGCAGCUGAUGGGUCAAUACAAUUCGACUGAUACGGACCCGUAUGCCAAUGAUCAGCGUAGUGGUUCAUAUAUGCGUGCCGAUUCCUUGCAAGAACGUAGCGGUUCCUAUAUGCGUGCUGAUUCCUUGCUGGAACGCAGUUCAACGCGUCAUUGCAGCGAGGAACACGAUGAAUCUUAUCUACAGUAUCAAAAGUCGUUGCUAACACGAUCGCCCAGCUAUCGCAAGUCCCUGGAUCGUCUGUCACAGUCGAGCGAUCAAUCGCAGAGAUCUUUAAUUCCUUCCCGCAGCCUGAAGUCAGACGAAGAUGGUCAUUCGCGUCAUUCAUUGAAUACCAUCUCCAUGGAGCACGAAGAGCUGCUGUCGAAUCAGGCCAACCUCAGAGAAGAACUGUUGAAUUGCGAUCAAAAGGAAUUAUUUCAAUUUCUGCAGGAUGAUAUACUCGAUAAUAGCAACAAUUAUUUUAGCGAUACUGUCGGUUACGGUUCUGCUAUAAUGGAAGCCGAUACGGACUCUCUGAUCGUAGUGGAUGGCAGACGGGAAGAACGUAAACCCUCAACCAGCAGUAUUAAAUCGAAUUUAAGUUACAUCUCCAAUUCCAUACUUCAAACCAUAGAAUCUCGUCGCAAUGGCAGUCAUUCCUCCAAUGGUAAUGGUCAUGACAGUGAUAAUCUACCGUUAGUGGAACACUCGGAAUUCGACAAUAUUAUACAGAGUUUUGAAAAGGAAUUGGAGGAGAUUAAAAAGUCAACGACGUCGUUGGAGCGUAGACUGUCCACACUCUCAGAACCCUCGCCCGCAGCCGAUGAAGCCAAUAAGGCCAUAUUGGAGCAUAUAGCGGUGAUAACGGGAGCUUCUGAAAGAACGGCAGCCGAUGAGGUUGUGGCCCCCUUAAAUCCCUACGACAGCUAUGAUCUUUCUGCGGUGCCCCGCCGACAACAUACUCUGCCGGCGAGUUCUAGCCGAGCUUCGGCCAAAAUAAAACGACGUAGUCUGGAAAAACAACGAAAAAUCGAUGAAGAUUUUAGUAUAACAAAUGAAAUACGAAAAAUCUGUGAUCAAAUGCAGGCACCUUUUGCCACAGUAGAAGCCAUGUCCGUGGCAGCUACACAGGCCUCGGGCGCUCAGUCACCCUUUAUGCGACGAAAAAGUGAUUUAUUUAGUGCUCAAUUCGAUCGUUUCAAGCGCAUGUCUCUCAUUGAACGAGUCGAGGAAGUGCCGGAAGAAGAAAAACCCAUAUCUACAUUGCGCAUGGAAUCGGAACGAUUGCCGCGCAAAUGUCUAACGGCCGAACCCAUGAAGAUUGAUAGUCUUUCGUUAAAAAGUACAAAUUCCUAUGAAAAUCUGCUGCUGCACAAGCAGCUGACUAAGGCUCAAAAACCAAAGAAACCACAACAACAACAACAAAAGAAACAGCCAUCAUUGCAACGGGAUAGCUCACAAUCUUCCUCGGCCGUCGUACCACCCACACCACCAACCUCGCUUAAGUCCACAAUUGAGCCGCAUACGCUGGCGCAAUUAUCAUCGCUGAAAACGACACCCCCUCUAACGGCUCUCACCGAACACCAGCAACACUAUCAUGCUACCACAGCUCAAACACGUACCACACCUCUCCUCCCAAGGGCUGGUCCAGGCAGCGUUGAAGCACAUCAUAGUAAAUUGCAUGUCAAACGCUCAAAGCAUCCACAAUCGUCUCUAGAUAAAGCUGCUUCCUUUCAGUCGGGACGCACCGAAUCACAUAGUUCGGGUGCGGCCGAUACAUCAUCGGUUAUGGCACUAACUACACCCGGCGAGGCCCUGCUAUUGGCGGCUGGCGGUGAUUCGAUAACGCAGAGAGACGGCGAAGGUCUCCAGUCGCAGAAAUCUACGUUCUCACGACUGACCGAAAAACCAUGGCAUUGUCUGGUCUCCUACGUAGACGAUCUCACAGUGGGUGGGAGACGUAACUCGCAGGGAGCAUACAAUGAUCCCAUGACUUUUCCAAGUUUUGGACAAACGAAACCACCAAAAGUGCCAGAUGAUUGUUUUCCACAAAAGUGCUAUGAACACUUUUACUUUCGCUGUCCAUGGUUUAUGUCCUGCAUGGAUACAAAAAGUGCUAAACAUUGGACACGCGUUAGAACGGCCGUCUUGACUGUUGUGGAUACUCCAGCCUUUGAGUGGUUUGUCUUGGUGUUAAUAUUCGCCUCCAGCAUAACGUUAUGCUUCGAAGACAUCUAUUUGGACAGUAAUAAAUCGCUGAAACGCAUACUGUACUGGACAAAUUUUUCAUUUUGUUUGAUAUUUGUCGUUGAGAUGGUAUUGAAAUGGUUGGCCUUGGGGUUUUCCAAAUACUUUACGAGUUUUUGGACCAUACUGGAUUUUAUAAUUGUUUUUGUUUCCGUUUUUUCUUUACUAAUUGAGGAGAAUGAAAAUUUAAAAGUAUUACGCUCUUUAAGAACCCUGAGAGCUUUAAGACCCUUAAGGGCCAUAUCUCGGUGGCAAGGAAUGCGAAUUGUAGUAAAUGCUCUAAUGUAUGCCAUACCAUCAAUUUUCAAUGUACUUUUAGUUUGUUUGGUUUUUUGGUUAAUAUUUUCUAUAAUGGGUGUACAAUUUUUUGGUGGUAAAUUUUUCAAAUGUCUCGAUAAUGAAGGAGAACUAUUACCCGUAACGGAAGUGAAUGACAAAUGGGAUUGCAUAGAACAAAAUUUUAGUUGGAUCAAUUCGAAAAUAACCUUUGAUCAUGUAGGUAUGGGCUAUUUGGCUCUCUUGCAAGUGGCCACCUUUGAGGGCUGGAUGGAGGUUAUGGCCGAUGCGGUUGAUGCCCGUGGUGUGGAUCUGCAGCCUCAGCGUGAAGCGAAUCUUUAUGCUUAUAUAUAUUUUGUUAUCUUCAUUGUAUGUGGCUCGUUCUUUACUCUUAAUCUAUUCAUAGGAGUAAUUAUCGAUAAUUUCAAUAUGCUCAAGAAAAAGUAUGAAGGAGGAGUGUUGGAAAUGUUUCUCACCGAAUCUCAAAAACAUUAUUACACCGCCAUGAAAAAGUUGGGACGAAAAAAACCACAGAAAGUCAUUAAGCGACCAAUAAAUCAUUUUUUAGCGAUGUUUUACGAUUUAUCGAAUUCCAGAAGAUUUGAAAUAGCCAUAUUCGUACUGAUUUUUUUAAAUAUGUUAACCAUGGGUAUUGAGCACUACAAUCAACCGCAUGCGGUAUUUUUCAUACUAGAAGUUAGUAAUGCAUUUUUUACCACCGUCUUUGGUUUGGAGGCCAUAGUGAAAAUAAUAGGUCUACGUUAUCAUUAUUUUACGGUCCCUUGGAAUGUAUUUGAUUUUCUCUUGGUGUUGGCAUCGAUAUUCGGCAUUCUCAUGGAAGAUAUUAUGAUUGAUUUGCCGAUAAGUCCCACUCUCUUGAGAGUGGUACGAGUCUUUCGUAUUGGCCGCAUUUUGAGACUUAUUAAAGCUGCGAAGGGUAUACGUAAAUUGCUGUUCGCCUUGGUAGUAUCACUGCCGGCCCUGUUUAAUAUCGGGGCCUUGUUGGGUCUUAUUACUUUUAUCUAUGCCAUUUUGGGCAUGUCUUUGUUUGGUCAUGUCAAACUGCAGGGUGCUCUCGACGACAUGGUCAACUUUCAGACAUUUGGUCGCAGCAUGCAGUUGUUAUUUCGUUUAAUGACCUCGGCCGGUUGGAACGAUGUGCUGGAGUCGCUAAUGAUACAGCCGCCGGACUGUGAUCCGCACUUUAAUCGCCAGGCAAAUGGGGACUGUGGUCAUCCACUGUUGGCUAUUUCAUACUUUACCAGUUUCAUUAUAAUUAGCUACAUGAUUGUCAUUAACAUGUAUAUCGCCAUUAUUUUGGAGAAUUUCAAUCAAGCCCAUCAAGAGGAAGAAAUUGGUAUAGUAGAAGACGAUUUGGAAAUGUUCUAUAUCAGAUGGUCUAAAUAUGAUCCCCAUGCUACACAAUUCAUACACUUUGCACAGCUAUCCGAUUUUAUCGCAUCUCUGGAUCCACCGUUGGGCAUUGCGAAACCGAACACCGUAGCAUUGGUAUCAUUUAAUCUACCCAUAUCGAAAGGCAAUAAAAUUCAUUGUUUAGAUAUUCUCCAUGCAUUGGUGAAACAUGUUUUGGGUCAUGUCGAAGAGACGGACAAUUUUAAACAGUUGCAAGAGCAAAUGGACGUAAAGUUCAAGAAACAAUUCCCCACCCGCAAAGAACUCGAAAUCGUUUCGUCCACACGUAUCUGGAAGCGUCAGGAGAAGGCAGCCAAGCUGAUACAGACAACUUGGAGGGAUUAUCAGCGAAGAAAGAAGGAGAAAGAACGUUCGAAUUCGGGAGAUAGUGCUACGCAAACAUCAAGUCCGGGAGGCUGGCAGGCCAGACUAUCAUCCUUGAAUUUCUUUCAUUUGCAGGUAUCAAGACGAGGCACCCAAUGCUCGAGUCGAGCCUCUUCGCGCAAAUCAUCAAGAGCUUCUGAUGCUUCGGAUAUUAGCGAACUAGCUGGUCCCUGGUUGAAUUUACCACUUAUGAUGGUAUCCGGAGCCGAUGAUGUGGUCAGCAAUAUAAAACAACAAAGUGAAGAGCUUGGAAAGCGUGGUAGCAUAUUUGUGGAAGCGCCUAGAGCUAAUCGACGCCGAAGCUUUUAUAAUUUCUUUUUGCGACAUCAGGAUGCUGUUGAUGAUAGUUUAACUUCACCAUCAGUGCAUAGAAAAAGCAUUUCGCCCACAACAGCUGCUAUUUCCUCCACCACUUCUCUUGCCACAACAUUAGCUGAUAAUAAUACGACUACCGCCUCUUUGGAGAAACAAAACAUACAGCCACCAGCGGUGGUAGCCACACCGACACGGAAACGCGCUACAAGUUUUAUACGCAAAAAACCGCCCCUAGAAAGAGGUUUGUCAGCACAAAGCGCUUUAAGAGUUAACAAAAAUGCUUUUGUCUCUGAGGGUCCUACGCCGGAGGUGAUUGUAACUAAGCCAUCACCGGAUCAGAGUAUUAUAGUGCCAUUGGGUUUGCGGCCGGAAAAUUCGACAUUGGUGCAUGUGUUAGUGCAUCGUGAGAGUGAGGAGUAUAAGGAAGAAGAUGAUGAGAAUGGUUCCAGAGCUGUGUCGCCUGCUAUGGAAAAACACAAACCACCCCAAAUACGCAUUAGUCCUGGAUCGGAUGAUGGCAGCUUAACAAUUCUAGAUGCUGCUCAGCUAUCAACGGUACAGAUAAUGAUUGAAUCUCCCAAAGAACCACCUAGAGGUGAUUUCUCAACAGAUAUCGAGGCACAGCAACAACAACAACUACAAGAAGUAGUUACGCCUGUUAUUGAGGAACCAAUCGAUGUCAAUAUACAAGGCGAUACCUCAAAAGUAUUCUACGAUUACAAUCCCGAGGAGGCCAAUGAAAUUGUGGUAUUAGAAACUCUAACAGAAGAAUCGCCUAAAUCUGAAGAUAUACCAGCACUGCCAGAUAUACCAGUGCCGCCAUCCUCUUUCGAUUUCUCCACAGAAAUCACAGGCACUGAACAACUGAAAACAAUACCAAUAACAACAACUACUACAACGAUUUUAGCAGAAGGUGAGCACAAAUUAGAACUAACAACACCUUCCAAGUCAUCUCCACCACCAACAACAACAACAAUAACAUCACUACCAACAGUACCAGUACCAGCACCACAACCCAUAUCAACGGCAACAGCCACCUCAACAUCGUCCUCAUCAACCACAUCACCAGCCUCGCCACAAACGUCAAAUGAUGAUUUCGAUAUUGAAGAUCAUCAUGAUGUGGCCGCAGGUGAUCGUGAUGAUGAUGAUGAUAAAAAAGUUAGAUGA
This is a messenger RNA of Calliphora vicina (urban bluebottle blowfly), 9117 nucleotides long. It is a transcript of the gene NaCP60E, whose product is annotated as Na channel protein 60E. Gene Ontology annotation, biological process: neuronal action potential; sodium ion transmembrane transport; membrane depolarization during action potential. Gene Ontology annotation, cellular component: voltage-gated sodium channel complex; plasma membrane. Gene Ontology annotation, molecular function: voltage-gated sodium channel activity; protein binding. The record is from RefSeq and is a predicted model, not a curated record. The transcript is spliced from 29 exons. The coding region runs from base 151 to 9117 and encodes 2988 amino acids. Lineage: Eukaryota; Metazoa; Arthropoda; Insecta; Diptera; Calliphoridae.